AUGGCACUUAAUUUGCCGCAAGCGCCAUUGCCUGGCGAUUUCCAAUGGGGCUUUGCCACGGCUUCCUACCAAAUUGAAGGAGCGGUCGAUGAGGACGGCCGAGGAAAGUCAAUCUGGGACACUUUCUGUCAUUUGGAACCAACAAGAACGAAAGGUGCUAAUGGUGACAUCGCUUGUGACCACUACCAUCGCUUCGAUGAGGAUUUCGAUCUCCUGUCCAAGUACGGCGCAAAAGCAUACCGGCUUUCACUCUCAUGGUCGAGAAUUAUUCCAUUGGGGGGCCGUAAUGAUCCCAUCAAUGAAAAAGGCAUUGCCUUCUACAACCAACUGAUCGACGCUCUGUUGGCACGAGGCAUCACCCCAUGGGUGACAUUGUAUCACUGGGAUCUGCCCCAGCGUCUCCAUGACAGAUACGGAGGUUGGCUCAACAUCGAAGAGUCUCAGUUGGAUUUUGAGCGGUACGCAAAGGUCUGCUAUGAGCGCUUCGGGGAUCGCGUCAAACACUGGAUCACUCUGAAUGAGCCCUGGAUUGUAUCGAUUUUUGGCUACUCCACUGGAGGCAACGCACCAGGACGAAGUAGUACAAAUCCUCAGUCCACGGAGGGCAACUCUGCCACUGAGCCAUGGAUUGUUGGAAAAGCCCUUAUUUUGAGCCACGCUCGCGCGGUGAGACUUUACAAUAAAGAGUUUAGAGUCUCGCAAAAGGGCCAAGUUGGCAUCUCGUUGAACGGGGACUACUAUGAGCCUUGGAAUGCGCAAGAUGAGCGCGAUCAUCAGGCCGCCGAGCGUCGAAUGGAAUUUCAUAUUGGCUGGUUUGCCAAUCCAAUUUGCCUGGCAGAGGACUAUCCCGAGUGUAUGAGAGAGCAGCUAGGUGACCGUUUGCCCAAGUUCACUGAAGCGGAAUUUGCACUGCUUCGCGAGGCCGAUGUGGACUUUUACGGCAUGAAUUACUAUACCUCUCAAUUCGCGCGUCAUUGCGAUGCACCAGCUAUGGAAGAUGAUUACAAGGGAAACGUCGAAGAAUUUCAAGAGAACAAUCGUGGCUUGUCGGUUGGAGAGCCCUCCGGCGUCCACUGGCUACGAUCGACACCCGAUCUGUUCCGGAAGCACUUGACUCGGGUCUAUCGAAAAUACAAAAAGCCAAUAUAUAUCACCGAGAAUGGAUGUCCCUGCCCUGGUGAAGACAAGAUGGAAGUUGAGGAGGCAGUGAAUGAUACUUAUCGGGUUCGCUACUUUCAGGAUCACAUCAACGCCGUUGCCUUGUCGCGCAGUGAGGAUGGCUCAGAUAUCAGAGGCUACUUCGCAUGGUCGCUCCUAGAUAACUUAGCUGGAGGAGCCGCCACAGCUCUGUGCCGAUGGGAUGCCCUUGCUCGAGAACUCUACCUGCAGCGCUCAUCUGGUGUCUUGGAGGAACUUGUCAAUCGCUGCUUUGAUUUGUUCUUCGACUACCUGUUUCCUCUCAUUCCUCUUGUUCAUGAGCACAGUAUUCGGCAGGGAUUGAGCUAUUUCGUUCAGCGUGAUGAGACUCACAUAGCCAGAGGGGCCAGUGUGAAUCUGGUAGAUGGGUAUCAAAAUUUGAAAUUUCCUGAACUGUGGCCGGACAUGACCUUCACUCUUAUCUCGGCUGUCUGUGCUGAAGUGGCGUUUCUUCUCCCCAAGAACAUUUUUCCGGAUGGUGACCUAGUUGCAGAUGUCUUUCUACAGGCCUCCCGCAGUUGUCUAGCCACAUAUCUCGAGGCAGACUUGGAAUAUCCCAAUGCCAAUUCCGUUGUCAUCAGGUACCUGCAUUCCAAUUGUAUGCACGCCGCUGGAAAGCCAAGGCUCUCAUGGCACAUUUUCGGCGAAGCAACUCGGCUGGCCCAAGUGCUUCAAAUGCACGAUGAGGCGUCAAUCAAAGGUCUUCAUCCCCUCGAGGCCGAGUUUCGUCGCAGGGCAUUCUGGAUUACUUAUAUUGGGGACAAGUCUGCUGCAAUUCUGAACAACCGUCCGAUUACUAUUCACAAGUUCUCCUUUGAAUCAGGGAUCUCCAUCGGUCAUCCUACUGGUGUCGACGACGAAUUCGUAGCGACACCAGGAAAUACAAAUGCGGACGGUCCAAGUCCCCGGAAAAGCUUUUUGACCGGAUUCAAUGCCAAUUUACGUCUUUGGCAGUUAGCAUCGGACCUUCUUUUGGAGAUUCGUCUGAUCGAAAGCCGUAAGAUAGGGCCAAUGGGGCCCCUUCAUGCUUUCUCACCUGAAGAAAGACUACGGUUGGAUCAGCUCUACGUCCUCUUCGUCACUUCUCUGGACGAUCUUCCCCCUCCUCUACAAGAUCAUCAACUUCUGGCAAAUGCUCAAUUUGACAAAGAUACCAUCGAUCGCUUGUCACGAACCUACACUAUCCAAGCGGCGAAUCUGUACGUCUCCCUUCAUUGCCUUAAAAUGGUCAUUGCGCAAAAGUUUGAAGAGAUUCAAUAUUUCCCCACGGAUCACGGCGAGUUGUUGCUUUUGAGGAAAACCGAAAUUGCUCGGGGCAUGCUAAAAACCAUCCGAGAUGCCCCCUUCUGGGCACUCCAAGUCAACGGCGAGCCCUGCGUGGAGAAGAUACGCUUGAUCGGCGCAAGCCUUUUGGAAAUUAUUGAUCAGCAUGAGAAUUCACCCCUGUCUGCUCGUGCGCAGGCAGAUCUCUCUGUGCUUCUUGAUAUUUUGACUCGACUUGAUUCCAAGGCAUCGGAUACUUUACGUCGAUCGGUUUGA
Molecule: messenger RNA, 2736 nt
Organism: Penicillium oxalicum
Lineage: Eukaryota; Fungi; Ascomycota; Eurotiomycetes; Eurotiales; Aspergillaceae
Product: Beta-glucosidase 1B
Exons: 5
Coding region: 1-2736 (911 amino acids)
Biological process (GO): DNA-templated transcription; carbohydrate metabolic process
Molecular function (GO): zinc ion binding; beta-glucosidase activity; DNA binding
Source: RefSeq, a predicted model, not a curated record